GAGCCGGCCUCCAGGAGCCUCCGGAGCCACUGUGCCCCGCGGAGCCAUGUGUCAGGUGGGCGAGGACUACGGGGCGCCCGGGCCGGCGGAGCUGCAGCCGAAGCUGCCUUGGCGCGGCUGUGGGCAGAGAUGCAUGAAGUGCAAGGAGGGUUUGCCUGUCUUAAUCAUCCGUGCCGGAGAUGCUUUCUGCAGAGACUGUUUCAAGGCAUAUUAUAUUCACAAGUUCCGAGCAAUGCUAGGAAAGAAUCGACUCAUCUUCCCAGGAGAGAAGGUCCUUCUUGCAUGGUCUGGUGGUCCCUCCUCCAGCUCAAUGAUCUGGCAAGUCCAAGAGGGUUUGAGUCGAGAAUCUGCGAAGAGGCUCCGCUUUGUGCCAGGCAUCGUCUACAUCGAUGAGGGAGCAGUUUGUGGGCAGAGUCCAGAGGAGAGAGCAAAGACUGUGGCUGAAAUGAAGCUGAUCCUGCAGACAGUUGGCUUCCCAUACCACAUAGUCUCAUUAGAAGAGGUUUUUCACUUACCCACAUCAGUCUUACAGCCUAUCUCCCAGGACCCGAGAAGGUCUGAGAAUACCUACAAGGAAGCUGUGGAUGGCUUCAUCCAACAGCAGCAGCAGCAGCAGCAGCAGAGGCUGCCAGAGGAAGGGGACAAAGAAGCUCUCCUGAGCGAUGAGCAGAUCCAGGAAAAGCUGAGACAGCUUAGCACCCAGGACUCUGUGGAUCAGGAGGAAGUUGCUGGUGACAGCCUCCCCAGAGCAGCAGAAACCUCAGCUUUAAUGACUCUCUUCAACUCAGUGAAGACCCUGACUGCCAAAGAGGAGCUUCUGCAGACCCUUCAGACCCACCUGAUCCUGCACGUAGCUCGGGUGCAAGGCUAUUCCAAGGUGAUGCUGGGUGACAGCUGUACCCGCCUGGCCAUCAAACUCAUGACCAAUCUGGCCCUGGGGAGAGGGGCGUUCCUCGCCUGGGACACAGGCUUCUCGGAUGACCGGCAUGGGGAUGUGGUCAUGCUUCGUCCCAUGCGAGACUACACCUUGAAAGAGAUUGCUUUUUACAACAGGAUGUUUGCAGUCCCCUCGGUCUUCACCCCAGCCAUUGACACCAAGGCCCCGGAAAAGGCAAGUAUCCACCGGCUGAUGGAGAGCUUCAUCCUCAGAUUACAAGCCCAGUUCCCUUCCACCAUCAGCACUGUAUACAGGACGAGCGAGAAGCUGGUGAAGGCUCCCCGAGGUGGGGACACGGCCGGCGCUGUGACUGCCCGCUGCCUCCUCUGCAUGUGUGCGUUGGACAUUGACAGCAUAGACAGUGCCACUGCAUUUGGAGCCCAGACCUCAGAGUACCUGUCCCAGAAGCCUUCACCUGCCCCUACACUGCCCACGGGGGCUCCCGGGAGGCCCUGCUGCGCCGGAGGGACCAAGCGGCAGCCAGGCUGUUGCCAAGACACACGGCCGUUGUCCAAGAGGGAGGAGCCUAGAGCCAGCUUCAUUGAGCAGCUCUGCUACAGCUGCCGUGUGAACAUGAAAGAUGUGCCCUCCCUGGAGCCCCUUCCUCCAUACAUCCUGACCGAGUCCCAGUGCCGGAGCCAGAGGGCCUGGGAAAAGCAGGAGAUCCAAGAAUUCUUGUUUGAGGAGAGUGAAGAGGAAGACAAAGAUGAGACCUGAAUGGAUGUUCUUCGCCCCCUUCCUCCCCACUACCAGUUGGAGGGGGUUAGUGGCCAGGCAUCCGUUUUGGAAGAGAAUUGGGAGGCCGGAGGCCUUCACCUCUACCCUUCAUCCCCUUACCUCAGUUUUGGCUGCAUAGCCGGACCCUCCUGAUCCCUGCCUCUACCUCCCCACGUGGGAGGCCACACACACAGUUGGAGGGCCUCCGCUGCCCUGGACAGCCAUUUCCCAGACCCUCUUCUCUGCUCAGCUGCUGAGGGGUGGGGACCACUGGCCUCCGCCCUUAAACACACCCAUCAUCUCCUGGAGCUCCAUGAAGGCUCUUCUCCCCCCCACCCCCCCAAAAAAAGUGGUCAUUCCUGCUAGUCAGAAUGAGGGUGGGAUAUGAGGUAAGAAGAGAGUGACAGAGACAAGCUAGGAGAGGUGAGGCCACAACUCACCGUU
Messenger RNA from Trichosurus vulpecula (common brushtail), 2098 nucleotides. RefSeq names its product cytosolic thiouridylase subunit 2 (gene CTU2). Lineage: Eukaryota; Metazoa; Chordata; Mammalia; Diprotodontia; Phalangeridae. Gene Ontology annotation, molecular function: sulfurtransferase activity; tRNA binding. Gene Ontology annotation, biological process: tRNA wobble position uridine thiolation. Gene Ontology annotation, cellular component: cytosol. The coding region runs from base 47 to 1654 and encodes 535 amino acids. The record is from RefSeq and is a predicted model, not a curated record. The transcript has 15 exons.